This is a messenger RNA of Jaculus jaculus (lesser Egyptian jerboa), 3453 nucleotides long. RefSeq names its product heparanase 2 (inactive) (gene Hpse2). The coding region runs from base 1 to 1779 and encodes 592 amino acids. The transcript has 12 exons. NCBI's taxonomy places the organism in Eukaryota, Metazoa, Chordata, Mammalia, Rodentia, Dipodidae. Gene Ontology annotation, cellular component: membrane; extracellular matrix. The record is from RefSeq and is a predicted model, not a curated record. Gene Ontology annotation, molecular function: hydrolase activity, acting on glycosyl bonds.
AUGAAGGUGCUCAGUGCCUUUUCUGAAGCCAUGUCCUCCAGCAACCCCCGCCCCCCUUCGUACCUAGCCCCGGUGGCUCUCUCCUUGGCUCUGUUGCUCCAUCUAUCCCUUUCCUCCCAAGCUGGAGACAGGAGACCCUGGCCUGUAGACAGAACUCCAGGUUUGAAGGAAAAGACUCUGAUUCUACUUGAUGUGAGCACCAAGAACCCAGUCAGGACAGUCAAUGAGAACUUCCUCUCUCUGCAGCUGGAUCCCUCCAUCAUUCAUGAUGGCUGGCUCGAUUUCUUAAGCUCCAAACGUCUGGUGACCCUGGCCCGGGGACUUUCGCCUGCUUUUCUGCGCUUCGGGGGCAAAAGGACAGAUUUCCUGCAGUUCCAGAACUUGAGAAAUCCGGCGAAAAGCCGCGGGGGCCCAGGUCCGGAUUAUUAUCUCAAAAACUAUGAGGAUGACAUUGUUCGGAGUGAUGUUGCCUUGGAUAAACAGAAAGGCUGUAAGAUUGCCCAGCACCCUGAUAUUAUGCUGGAGCUCCAAAGAGAAAAGGCAGCUCAGAUGCAUCUGGUUCUUCUAAAGGAGCAAUUCUCCAAUACUUACAGUAAUCUCAUCCUAACAGCCAGGUCUCUAGACAAACUUUAUAACUUUGCUGACUGCUCUGGACUCCACCUGAUAUUUGCUCUAAAUGCACUGCGUCGAAAUCCCAAUAAUUCCUGGAACAGUUCUAGUGCCCUGAGUCUGUUGAAGUACAGCGCCAGCAAAAAGUACAACAUUUCUUGGGAACUGGGUAAUGAGCCAAAUAACUAUCGGAGCAUACAUGGCCGGGCAGUAAAUGGUAGCCAGUUGGGAAAGGAUUACAUCCAGCUGAAGAGUCUGUUGCAACCCAUCCGGAUUUACUCCAGAGCCAGCUUGUAUGGCCCUAAUAUUGGGCGACCCAGGAAGAACGUCAUUGCUCUUCUAGAUGGAUUCAUGAAGGUGGCAGGAAGCACAGUGGAUGCAGUUACCUGGCAACAUUGCUACAUUGAUGGUCGUGUGGUCAAGGUGAUGGACUUCCUGAAAACUCGCCUAUUAGACACUCUCUCUGACCAGAUUAGGAAAAUUCAGAAAGUGGUCAAUACACAUACUCCAGGAAAGAAGAUUUGGCUGGAAGGUGUGGUGACCACUUCAGCUGGAGGGACAGACAAUCUAUCAGAUUCCUAUGCUGCAGGAUUCUUAUGGCUGAACACUUUAGGAAUGCUAGCCAAUCAGGGCAUUGAUGUAGUGAUACGACACUCAUUUUUUGACCAUGGAUACAAUCAUCUGGUGGACCAGAAUUUUAACCCAUUACCAGACUACUGGCUCUCGCUCCUUUACAAGCGACUGAUUGGCCCCAAAGUCUUGGCAGUGCAUGUGGCUGGGCUCCAGAGGAAGCCAAGGCCUGGAAGAGUCAUUAGGGACAAACUCAGGAUUUAUGCUCACUGCACAAACCACCGCAACCACAACUAUGUUCGUGGCUCCAUUACACUUUUUAUCAUCAACCUACAUCGAUCAAGAAAGAAAAUCAAACUGGCUGGGACUCUCAGGGACAAACUCGUGCACCAGUAUCUGCUGCAGCCCUAUGGGCAGGAGGGCCUAAAGUCCAAGUCAGUACAGCUGAAUGGACAGCCCUUAGUGAUGGUGGACGACGGGACGCUCCCAGAAUUGAAGCCCCGGCCCCUGCGGGCUGGCCGGACAUUGGUCAUCCCUCCAGUCACCAUGGGCUUUUACGUGGUCAAGAAUGUCAAUGCUUUGGCCUGCCGUUACCGAUAGACCACACCUUCCACAUACAAGCUACUGGUGGGCUUGCUGGACUGCUUUCAACUCUUCCAUCCUAAUAGUACCCUUAGUUUCCACACACUUCCUUAGUAACCAGCCUCUGCUCCCCAUCUGACUAUAGUCAAUAUAAACUUGUUCUCCAAAAAACUAGAUGUUAUAGUGUGAGCUUAGCCUAUGUAGAUCACAUCUGUCCCUUAGGAAAAUGUAGACAUCCUCUGUUCCUAUGUGAUGAUAAAGCUAUGUGCCCAUUUAUGUAUACCAUGAAAACAGGCUGACAACACACUUCCAGAACAAAUGUUUGCAAACCACUCCCCAUGAUCCUGGUCAAACCCCAAGACUUCGCCUGUUGCUGCUGCCUUCAGCAGAAGAUGAGGAAGGAACAGAGGACCUGAAAGAGUCUAACCCUCUUCCAUUUCUCUCCUUUGUCUAUUUCCUGCUGCUGUCCUGGGUUUCCUGAUACCUCUCUUCCCACAGGGAGCAAGUGGGUGAUUCAGCUCUGGCCUGCUGGUGAGCUGCUGAUGUAAUUUCCAGGCUGAAGUAUGAGUGUGUGCAUCUGGGUUUCUGACAGUGGCAUCCAUCACGGGCGAGUCCUCUGGGAAGCGAGUGCUUCAAAAGUAGAAUUAUAAUCGUACUCCAGAUUUUGUAAGAAGGUUCUAUGCCUCUGUGAAUACAGAUCCCCCCAGGCUUAGAAUGGGAGUCCGGUAACACUGUCCUUUGAGUGGAGAGCAAUGUAUUAGGCACCACAGAAAGCAAUCAUCAUCCUUCAUGUUGCCAGGAGAGAAAGAGCUGUACAACAAAGAGAGCACAUGACAGCAUCAAGUGUGUGUGAGAGAACACACAUGUGCACACACAUGCACACACGCACGCACACACGCACUCAACAAAACAAUUUAGACUUGUCUCCUAAACUGAAAGGAUAUCAAGGUCUCAGGAUAGUAAACCCUUAGUUGUUUGGCUGAUCAAAGGCCAUUCAGAAGAAAGUGUGACUUAAAGUCAUCAUUUCAAACACAACUACAUCUGACCUCUCUGCCCCUUCCUACAUAGCUGAGCCUCUCAAUGGCAUUGACUAGGCAGAAAUCCACUCUAGUCAUUGGAUAUGACCAGGUCCAGUCUAGCCCAUAGUUCAAAGCUUUCAGUUAGCCACACUGGGGGAGACCUGGAAUCUGGAUACAUGUAAAAGUGGCAAAAGCGAAGAAUGGUAAGUGGGAGGCUUCUAGUUAAGGAGGUGGACAGGGGAUGAUGAGAAUUUAUAGGACUCAAGGGAUAUGUAGGUCUUUGCAUACUAGCUACAUCUAUAAUGACCUUUUUCUGUGGUUGUGAUUUCCUCAGGGGAAAUGGCAUGAAUGAUGCUUUUCUUAAGGAGGAGGGAGGUACUUGACGCUAUCCUGGGUGCCAGUUAAGAAAGUGGCACAUGAGAUCUGGCUUUUACAUAGGUGCUGGGGAAUUGAACCUGGUCCCACAGCCUUAGAAAUCAUGCUUCUUUAACUGAAGAAAUAUCUCUAUACCCUGGGAGAUGGUUUGGAGAGAGUUUUAUGUGGCCUAGGCUGGUCUUGAACUCAUCAUAUAGCUGAGGGUGGACUUGAACUCCUGAUCCUCCACCUACACCUUCCAAGUGCUGGGAUUGCAGAUAUGGACCACGACCUGCAGCCACUGGGUUUCAAGCAAGUU